Molecule: messenger RNA, 600 nt
Organism: Lactuca virosa
Lineage: Eukaryota; Viridiplantae; Streptophyta; Magnoliopsida; Asterales; Asteraceae
Source: the annotation of a GenBank genome assembly
AUGCAACGUUCAAUUUCCUCAUCAAAGAAUGUUUACCGCAAUAUCAUCCACUACCAAAAACCACCGACUGCCCCUAUAGUCCCCCCGAAGCAACAACCAUGUGAAGUUUUCAUUAACCACCGUGGGAUCGACACCAAGAAGUGCGUUGCAGGACUUUUGUAUAAUCAUCUCAGGAGGUUAAGAUUGCAACCGUUCUUGGACAGCAAGAAUAUGAAACCAGGUGAUAAAUUAUUCGAUAAAAUCGACACUGCCAUCAGCGAAUGUAAAGUUGGUGUUGCAGUUUUUUCUCCUCGGUAUUGUCAAUCGUAUUUUUGCUUGCAUGAACUGACACGUAUUAUGGAGGCUAAGAAGAAGGUUAUUCCGGUUUUUUGUGAUGUUAAACCAUCGGAGCUUACUAUUAAAGACAACUGGAGGCGCCCUAAGCACGAGAUAGAUAGUUUCCAAUCCGCUCUCGAGGAGGCUAAGUACACCGUUGGCCUAACUUUCGAUUCUUCAAACGGGGAUUGGCCAGGAUUUUUGAUGAGUGCGACUGAAGCGAUCAUCGAGAACUUAAUAGAGGUGGAAGAGGAAAAGCAGCAAAAAAUAAUUCGGGAAAUUUGA